AUGGCGCUUACUUCAUCAUUUCAUACAAUGUCCAAUGGUUCCGGUUCUUCAUCAUCAAAUCCAUUCCUAUUGCCUAAAGCGGACAUAACCGUUGCCGAUAGUCAAUUAAUUGAUAUUCUUCUACAUGAUCCUAGUAAUGAUCAUAAAAUUCAAAUAGUUAAUCGUUGGUGUAAAAAUUCUCGCCGCAAUCGUCUAUCAACUAUUCUUGAUGUUGCACAAAAGCGCGAAGUUUUAUCAUCUCUAGCAAAUACUCUUCAACAAACAUCCCAUAUUGAAUAUCAACAGAAUUGUCUGACAUUAUUAUCGGAACUUCAAACAAAUCUUUAUCAGUAUGAUCAACGUAUUUAUCUACCAGGAAUCAUUCAAUGUUUUUCAUCGGCAAACAACGAUGUUCAAGCGUUAGCAAGCCAAUUACUAAUAAAACAACUUCGUACAACUCAAGAUAUUCCCACAUUUUUAUAUCUUUAUUCUCAAGAUGGUUUAAAAUCUUCAAGUGUGCGCAUACGCGUCAAAUCUAUUCAAUUAUUGAAUGAUUUAUUAACAAAUACACAUCAAAAUGAAAAUUUAUCACCUAUUCUAGAAAUUCUUCUUCAAUGUUUACAAGAAAAUGCAUUUCGUUCAGCAUAUCAUGAUAUUCUUAUUAAUUCAAUUCAACAUAUGAAACGUAUAUUAGGCGUAGAUUUGUUUAAUAAUUAUCUUGAAACUUAUUCAUCAACAUUAAAACGAACCUAUUAUGCAUAUAUACCACUGAAAGAUGAUGAUCUAAAAAUAACCAAUAUUGAUACUGCUCUAGAAGAUGAUGAUGAAACACCACGAGCAUCAGUACAAGCAACACACAUGAAGGAUUUAAAAGAAAAUAAUAGUGCCCGUUUACUUGGAAAUAAUCAUGUGGAUAGUUCAAAUAAUCUAUUUCUUACACGGAAACCUCCGGUACCAUCACAAAUGCCUGUUGCAACAGCAAUAACACCGAAUGACAAUUCUGAAUUUGAUUCCAUUGUUGAGUUAAUGCGUUCAAAAUGGUUAUCAGCUAAUGAUGCAAAUCGGUUACAUUAUUUCGAUCUGUUUAAACAGGCGUGUGAAAAAUGUUUACAAUCUAUACGUGCACAAUAUUCAUCAACGCCACAUAAUCCGCAGUUUCAUCAAGCGCUACAUUCAUUUUUAACAAUUAUACUUGAUCUAUUAUCAUAUAUAACAUCAUCGAAUCUUGAAUUAGCAAUUAAAAUAAAACUUGUUCUAUGCACAUGUCUUGGUUGGCUUAUAAAACAUGCGCAAGUUAAUUAUUGUAAAAGAAAUUAUAAAACAAUUUGUACAAUAUUCAAAAAUAUUCUUCUUAAUGGACAGUCAAACAAUCGACAACUAGCAAAAUUAAGUGUGAGUUUAAUAUUAUUACUGGAGAAUUUUGUUCAACCUCAACUUAUUCUCAAUGAAUUAAUCGAGGAGAAUUUUGAACGUUUCAAUUAUCGUAUUCAACUUGAAAUGCUUGCUAUCGUUACGGCAACAUUAUUAAAAUAUCGUCAACAUAAUUAUGAUAAUUUAGCUAAAACUGCUAAAAAUCUUCUACCUAUGUUAAUAUCAAAUCGUCGUGAAUUACGCCAUGGAGCUAUUGAAUGUUUUACUGUAAUUUUUAGUUAUUUUAAUACAUACAAACCAAUAACAUUGGCAACAUUUGAAGCAAAUCCACCAAUAAAACUUGUUUUUUCAUUCGUUGAAAAUCUAUCUACCGAUGCAUCAAAUGCAUUACGUUUUCGUUUGCAACGUAAUUCACUUCCAUCAUUAACUGACGAAGGAAAUAUAACACCUGGUUUAGUAUGUGAUAUUUCAACAGUUAAUGAUCCUGAUGCAAAAUUUAUACAAGUUGUAAAUAUUCAACCACCAACACCCCAGCCAACAGCAGCAACAGCAACGUUUGUGGAGCCUCCAUCUUCAUCAGCGGCAAUAAAACAAACUUCAAUAAGUAAUAAACUACUUCAAUUAGCAAUGCCGUUAGCUGAAACGAUUACAAAAACAAAUACAAAUGAUGCUGUGAUGCCUAGUCAUGAAAUACCUCCAUUGAAGCCGCCUGAUGUUGAUAUUGAUUUAAAUCGAUUUACUGGUACUCAUCAUCAUUAUGAAACAAUUAAACGUUCAACAAUUGUUUCGAAUCAUAUACCCGGUGGAUCAACAUUAGAUUUUACUAUAACUGGAAAUAAUAAAUAUCAUCCAACAGCAUUUACUGAAAAAGUUUUUACAGACGAAUGGGCAAAAAAAUUAUCAAAAAAUAAUAAUAAAACUUCGAAUGAACCACAUAUAACUAGUCAAAAACAAGAAACUAAUUAUAAUAAUAUACUUCAAUUUCGCCCAUCUAUACCUCGUCGUUCAUCAGUAAAUCGUUUUCCAGCUAUGCACAAUCUUCUAACAACAUCCCAGGUUCAUAGCCAUCAAGAACAAGAACAAAUUGCAUCAAAACGUCACUUCGAUUCUGAAAAUGAUAAUGAUGAAGGUAUCGAUAGUGCAAUAGAAUCACGUUCUCUAUCGAUAAAUACAUUAGAAGACAAUAGCACACCUGAGAACGAUCACAAACAAACGAAAAAGCCUAUUCGAUCCGUACAUAGUAGUUCAACACGACGUAAAAUCGAACGAUUAUUUAGUAACGGCAGUGAUUUAGAUUCACCAUCGGCACGAACUAUAACACCUGAAAAUUGCAACGAAAGUGGAGUCUAUUCACAAUCAGGACGUGAAAUUGAAAACGAUAUUAACUCAAGUACAAGAUCGACACAAUCAAUAGCUAAAGAGCAAUUGUUUUCAACUAAACCACGUCUUGCUCGUUCUGGUUCAAAAUCAAAACUUGAUAGAUCUCAAUUACCACCUACAGAUCCAUCGUCAUCAUCUCGACAAGCCAAUGAUAAUAAUUCAAACGGUAGAACUACCCAACGUACAACAAAUACAAAUGUUGAAAUCAUCGGUAAAGGUUAUAUCGAUGAGCAAAGUUCUCUGAAACAAUUUUCAACUGAAGCUUUUGAUGAUGAACAACCAACAAACUAUAAAACUCGAACGGAAAUUAAUAAAGUUUCUGUUAAUACCGGUCCUCUUAAUGCAACAACACACACAAACGUUCAUCUCGACGGCGGGUGUAAUAUGGAUAGCGAACAAGAUAUUGGUGUUAUUGGUAAAGCUGUCAACAUCCCCCUGCGUACACGUCCCGACACAGAUUUAAUCAAAAUACAUAAUCAAAAUACAAAUACAAAUGCAAUGAAUAACUUAGUAAAUAAACCAAAUGAUAAUGUCGAUGUAGUUUCCGAUGAAUACGAUAGUGAUUCGAAAGAAAAUGAACAAUUUAUUGACAUGGGUCAAUCGCUCUCAGCUUCAUUUCGUUUACGUGUUCAACAAAAGACUCAGGAAAAAAUGGAACAAAAAGAACGUCGUAGACAAGAUCGAGAAUUUCGCCGUCGUCAAUUAGAAUUUCAAUAUCAACAAUCAAAUACUAAUAGUAUAAGUAAUAUUGACAGUUACUAUGAUAAUGAUCUUCCAACAUCAUCAACAUCAACAAGUCGAUAUUCAUCACAGCCGGAUCUUUCAUCAAAUGGAAAUGAUUUACCGCCAACACCUCGACGUCAAAUUGAUUCAAAUAUAUCUUCAAUAUUACCUAAUGUUCUUUCACAACAACGUUUUCGCCUGUAUAAAAAUGCUAUGGCUCGAUCGCAAACAUUUAAUAAUCGACGUGAUUUAUCUACAACAGACCAACGUAUUGCAUUUAAUCGACCAUUAUCUGAUGAUCGAGUAACUGACCAAUUAAGAAAUCCUGAAGGUGUUUAUAGAGAAGCUAUGGAAUCUGUUGCUAAUGACGAUUGGGAACGUAAAUGUUCUGGCCUUAGUUUAAUUCAACGUCUUAUUGCACAAUAUCCGGAUAUCAUAACACAAAAUUUACAUCAAGUUGUUUUAGUACUCAUUCAAGAAGUAAAAAAUCUUCGGUCACAAGUAGCAAGAAUUGCACUAUCAACAUUUUCGGAUAUGUUUAAACAUCUAAAACGAAAUAUGGAUAUUGAACUUGAUAUCACAGUUAAAGCCAUCAUGCAAAAAAGUGCAGAAAGUAACGAGUUUUUCAGAACUGAUGUUGAAAAGUGCCUUCAAAUUAUGGUUGAAAAUGUCACACUGCAAAAAGCAUUACAAGCACUCAUAGCCGGUGGAGCAAGCCAUCGCAAUCCGGCCGUACGAAAAACAUCAGCAAAAUACAUCUACAUUGUUUGUGAAAAAUUGGGCUCCAAUAAAAUAUUAAGUGGUGCUCGGGAUAUAACAGAACGCGUUUUACAAGUAGCAGCUACAUUUGCAUCGGAUGGACCACCGGAAAUUAGAUGGUAUGGUAAAAAAAUAUAUCAUAUGUUAAUGUCUUUUGAUGAACUUGACUCAUUAAUGAAACAUUAUCUUAAUCCAACAGUUUACUCACACAUGUGCGAAAUUCUCGAUACUAUUCGUGCUAAAGGUGGAGUCGGUGAAACACCAAGUGAAUCAGCAACGAAAAGUGGCCGCCGCACGUUAACAUCAGAUAAAAUUGCAUCGAAUGGAACAUUAACCAAUCAUUUUUCAUCAACACGUAAAUUAAACAGUGCUGAUCAGACAGAACAAAUUCGCGCAUUAACAAAACAAAUGCGCAGUUCUGAUUUUCGUGAACGAUUAAAUGGCAUUGAAGAGUUUCAAAAACUAUGUGAACUUGAGACAGAAACAGCUAUUCAAUCACUCGUACAAAUCUUCGAUGGAUUCAAUGAAUGUCUAGCUGAUAUGAACUCUAAAGUUGUUCUUAAAUCAUUGAACACAAUGCAUCAGCUUAUACCAAUCUUAGCCGAUGCAUUAUCGAGUGUAAUAAAUUCAUCAUUACCGAUUAUUGCACAAAGCAUUGCAUCGAAAAAUCGUGAUAUCUCACAACUUGCGUCGGACAUUAUCGAUACAGCUAUUGAAUAUAUUGAUAGUGGAUGUCUAUUACAGCCGAUUUGUACAUUAAGUCAAAAUAGCAAUCUACGUGUUCGACCAGAGAUCGUACUUAAAUUAGCUACCCUUGUUCCACGUGUUUGUCAACGUAAACCCAAACAAGUUGAAAUUCAUCUAUUACCAACUUAUUGGAAAUUAUUAGCAUUAUUACGUGGUCAAAGUACAACUGGAAUAAUAUCAUCUGGCGGUGGCUCCAGUAGUUUAAAUUCUUCAAUUCAUGUAUUAACAACUGCUCUCUAUUCUGAAUUAGGUACUGUUUUACUUGAUAAAGCAAGUUCCAGUUCAAUGGUAACACCUAAAAAUUUGCAAGUACUUCGUGAACUCUGCACAAAUAUUGAUGCUGUGUGA
Rotaria socialis is the source of this 5307-nucleotide messenger RNA. The record is from the annotation of a GenBank genome assembly. NCBI's taxonomy places the organism in Eukaryota, Metazoa, Rotifera, Eurotatoria, Philodinida, Philodinidae.